AUAAGGAACCUUCUUCCCCUAUUCCCCAAUUUUACUCCAUGGUUAUCCUCCUCUUUCAUCAUUGUUGGAUUCGUGUUGGAGCCAGUGAGGUUCCACAGCGUUUAUUUGUAGCCGACCACCACCUUCUCUUUGUGUAACCUCGUGUCCUUCCCCCAUCUCUUCCUCCGGUUUCUGGUACCCUUCCGGCGACAGUGAUUUAUGAUAAGAAGGACCAUGGACCCACCACCAUCCUGAAGCACUUGCUCCGGCACCCUGUAUUCCACUAUCCCAAUUCAAUCAUCACCCCAGUCGCAUCCCUCCUCUAUUAAAACCGCGUCACCCUUUUUACCCCACAAGCAACUCUCAAACUUUCAUCUCAAUCCUCAAGCAUGGGUGGCGAUUCUCUCCUCUUCCUCUCUUUCCUUCUCCUCCUAUCUUCUGCAACUGCUUGUGAUAGGUGUGUGCAUCAAUCCAAGGCUGCCUACUUCGCCUCCUCCUCAGCUCUCUCUGCCGGAGCCUGUGGGUAUGGAGCUAUGGCACUGGACUUCAAUGGAGGCUAUCUUGCUGCCGCCAGCUCUGCUCUCUAUAGAGGAGGGGUUGGCUGUGGAGGCUGUUUCCAGAUAAGGUGCAAGAACUCCAAGGUCUGUACCAGCGGAGGAGUUAAGGUAAUCGUGACGGACCUCAACAAGAGCAACCGCACGGAUUUCGUGCUUUCCACCCCGGCUUUCACGGCCAUGGCGAAAGAGGGGAUGGGCCUGGAAUUGAAGCGGCUUGGAAUAGUGGAUAUGGAAUACAAAAGGAUCCCAUGCGAGUACAGGAACAAGAACUUGGCCAUCAGAGUGGAAGAGAAUAGCCGAAGGCCAAACUAUCUAGCCAUCAAAUUCUUGUACCAGGGUGGUCAGACAGACAUCGUGGCCGUCGAUGUGGCUCAGGUUGGGUCGUCAAAUUGGAGGUAUAUGACCCGAGAUUACGGGGCGGUCUGGAGCACGAACCGGGCGCCGGUCGGACCGCUGCAGUUUCGGAUGGUGGUGACGGGCGGCUACGAUGGGAAGUGGGUGUGGGCCCAGAAGGAGGUCCUGCCGGUCGAGUGGAAAACCGGUUCAGUCUACGACUCGGGGGUUCAGAUUGUUGACAUCGCCCAAGAGGGCUGUUCUCCUUGUGACGCUCGGGACUGGAAGUGAGGCUCAGUUUUUUUUUUAAAAAAAGGAUUUCAUGAGAGAGGAGACUAACUUUUUUGGGGGAUAGUAUAAUCUCUGUCUCUGUCUCUGGCUCUCUCUCUCUCUCUGUUUUUUUUCUUGUAUAUUGCUAAUUGAAUGAUGAUGCAACGGUUUAAAAUAAGUGGGGAAUGAUGAUGCAAUGUUUCAAAAUAA
Phoenix dactylifera (date palm) is the source of this 1349-nucleotide messenger RNA. The record is from RefSeq and is a predicted model, not a curated record. Lineage: Eukaryota; Viridiplantae; Streptophyta; Magnoliopsida; Arecales; Arecaceae.